AUGGCUUCGUCGCCCAGCCACUGCCCCACGGUAACCAGGUCCGACCGAAAGGCGCUGAUGAAAAAUGCGGACGUGUCAGAAGAGAUGCAGCAGUGUUUGGUGGAGUGCGUUACUCAGGCAUUGGAGAAAUAUAACACAGAAAACGAUAUUGCGGCCCACAUCAAGAAGGAGUUUGACAAGAAGUUCAACCCCACCUGGCACUGCCUUGUGGGGAGGACCUUCGGUAGUUAUGUGACACACCAAACCAAACACUUCAUCUACUUCUACCUGGGCCAGGUGGCCAUUCUUCUGUUCAAAUCUGGUUCAAAGCAUAGACUGUGCCACACACUCAGUGAUCCAUCCAAAAAUAAGGACUGCAGCCUAAAUUCCAAAUACCAGAGACUGAAAUCUUUAGCCUUGCUAAGGGAACAGCUUGAUCUUUGAACAUUUAUUGUGUUUUGCACAGGGAAUUCUCUGUACUAGUUUGUCGUGGUUAUAAAACAAUUAGCAAAACAGCUUACAUUUGUAUUUAUUUUCUAUU
Messenger RNA from Sciurus carolinensis (gray squirrel), 520 nucleotides. Its product is annotated as dynein light chain 1, cytoplasmic-like. Bases 1 to 423 code for a protein of 140 amino acids. The transcript is spliced from 2 exons. Gene Ontology annotation, molecular function: dynein intermediate chain binding; dynein light intermediate chain binding. Gene Ontology annotation, biological process: cilium assembly; microtubule-based process. Lineage: Eukaryota; Metazoa; Chordata; Mammalia; Rodentia; Sciuridae. The record is from RefSeq and is a predicted model, not a curated record. Gene Ontology annotation, cellular component: cytoplasmic dynein complex.